Molecule: messenger RNA, 1144 nt
Organism: Pectinophora gossypiella (pink bollworm)
Lineage: Eukaryota; Metazoa; Arthropoda; Insecta; Lepidoptera; Gelechiidae
Gene: eIF3h
Product: eukaryotic translation initiation factor 3 subunit H
Exons: 5
Coding region: 54-1067 (337 amino acids)
Cellular component (GO): cytoplasm; eukaryotic 43S preinitiation complex; cytosol
Molecular function (GO): metallopeptidase activity; protein binding; translation initiation factor activity
Source: RefSeq, a predicted model, not a curated record
AGGAACUUCAAAAAGUUCAUUGACUCGCCCAAAAUCAGCCUUUUUCAGUAAAAAUGGCGAGUCGUGGAGGUUCAGCUAGGCGCGUCCCAGAAACUGAAGCCGCAAUCACAUAUGUGCAGUGCGAUGGACUGGCGGUAAUGAAAAUAGUGAAACACUGCCAUGAAGAAUCAUGCAGCAACAUGGAGGUGGCGCAGGGGGCGCUGCUGGGGCUCGUGGUGGAGAACCGCCUAGAGAUCACCAACUGCUUCCCAUUCCCCAAGCACGACGACACCAUGGACGAGGAGGAGUACCAGCUCGACAUGAUGCGGAGGCUGCGUCGGGUUAACGUUGAUCAUUUCCACGUUGGAUGGUACCAGAGCGCGGACGUGGGCAACUUCCUGACCCUGCAGCUGCUGGAGUCCCAGUACCACUACCAGACCUCCAUCGAGGAGUCCGUCGUCGUUAUCUACGACACCAAGAAGUCCGCCCGCGGGUUCCUCACUCUGAAGGCAUACCGCCUCACUCCUCAGGCCAUCGCCAUGUACAAGGAGGGCGAUUAUACCCCGGAGGCCCUGCGCAACCUGAAGAUCGGCUACGAGAGCCUGUUCAUCGAAGUACCGAUCGUGAUCCGCAACUCACCUCUCACCAACAUCAUGAUGUCCGAGCUCGCUGAGAUGAUCCCUGAGGAAGAGGGAUCCAAGUUCCUAGAUCUUGGCACAGCUUCUGUGCUUGAAGGCCAACUCCGCAGUUUGAUGGAGCGAGUAGACGAACUGAACCAGGAAGCUAUUAAAUUCAACCGCUACCAACAGUUAGUAGUCCGUCAGCAACAGGACAAGCACCGUUGGCUGCUCAAGAGGGCGCAGGAGAACGCCGCUCGCGCCGCGAAGGACGAACCGCCACUACCCGAGGAAGACGUCAACAAACUCUUCAAGCCUCACCCGGUUCCACCAAGGCUAAACCCUAUGAUUGUUGCCGGACAGAUCAACACAUACAGCCAGCAUAUAAGCCAGUUCUGCUCCCAAUCUCUAGCCAAGCUAUAUCUGACACAAGCGCUCCAAAAUGCAAAGGAAGCGAAGCAGAACAACUAGUGUGUAUUCGGUAUUAAAUUCUGUGAGAUUGGUGUUCAUACCUCUAAUAAAGUAAGGUUGCAUUUUUGUAAUCCACA